UCUAGAUGCAGAUAGUCUAGCGUUGACUUUAGAAUUUUGAGUGGACCUCAAGAUCUCUCUUUGGUUGAAGACCAAUGACCACAUUGACAAACCACCAUGGAUGAAUUUUUUCUGAAAAGAAGAAGAAGAUCUGGUUAUGGUGCUAGUUAUGAAUUAAUUCACACCAGUCCUUCUGAGUUCAGAGCCACAGUUCAAAGAUUUACUGGCCAUUCAAAUUCAUACAAUUUAUUUGAUCGUUGUUUAGAAGAACUAAAUAGACUCCUCUCAUAUACUGACUGCCUUCUAAUACAAAGAUGUCAAAUUUCUUGUUAUUGUCGACAGCUGAGGUUGUUGUCUAAGGAAUUCCGAAGAACAUUAACCACAUGUCAUGAGAGUUAUCUGUCUGAGUUAUUAACUGAUCCAACACUACAUAUUCUUGUUACCAGGAUAAUCGAGCAUAAGAUCCUAGGAUCAAGAAGCAGUGGCUUCUUGGAUUUUAGUCAAGAUCUUAAUGCUGUUGGAGGCCGUAUAGCGUUUGAAGUGGCUGUGAUUUACAAAGCCUGCAGUCAAGAUUUUGACAAGGCCUCCAAAGACUUGGCUUCCAGAUUUUAUUUUGACAAGAAGACUUUUCAAGAAUAUGAGGAGGUUUUGGUUGGAUUCCAAGAGGAGGCAAAUUCUCUACUCCAGCAACUUGCAAGUAUCACGAAGAAGCGGCUUCAAGUGAUCUCAAUUGUGGGGAUGGCUGGAAAUGGUAAGACAACAUUGGUUAGAAAGCUUUAUAAUGAUCCUUAUGUGGUAUCGUACUUCCAUGUUCGAGCAUGGGUUACUUGCUCUCAAGUUUAUGAUAAGAGGGAUUUAUUGCUUGCUAUUCUAAGGUCUGUUGUUGAGAUUACAGAUGAAGUUUAUUCUAAGAAUGAUGGUAUGCUAGCUCAUGAUGUGUAUCGUGCUUUAAAGGGGCGGAGAUACCUUAUUGUAGCUGAUGAUAUAUGGAGUAAUGAGGCAUGGGAUGAUUUAAAAAGAUCUUUUCCAGAUGACAACAUGGGGAGUAGAAUUAUGCUGACAACCCGGCUCAAAGACGUAGCCUUGCAUGCACAAACUGAUGGGCAUCCACUUUGUUUGCGUUUCCUAACUGAAAAAGAGAGUAUUGAUCUUUUUGGAAGGAAAGCUUUUGUGACCACAGGUAUCUCUUCCGAUUUCAUUGUGAUAGGAAUGAGAAUUGCAAGAAAAUGUCAUGGGUUGCCUCUAGCUAUUGUUGUGAUUGCUGGACUGCUCAAAAAUAAUUUGAAGAUUGAUUGGUGGGCGCAUGCUGAGGAAAGUUUAAGUUCAUACAUUGUGACUGAUGAAAGUCAAUUUAUGGAUACACUAGCAUUGAGUUAUAACAACCUGCCACAACACUUAAGAUCUUGCUUUCUGUUUUUUGGAGCAUUCCCAGAAGACCAUGAUGUCCCAGUACGUAAGUUGAUUUGGUUAUGGAUUGCAGAGGGGUUCAUACAUCACAAUGACACAGAAAAGAACUUGGAGGAUGUUGCAGAGAAUUACUUGAUGGAUCUUAUAGGGAGAAGUCUGGUCGUUGCAGGUAGGAAAGGUUCCAAUGGUGCAAUCAAAACAUGCCAUAUCCAUGACCUCUUGCGCGAUUUGUGCUUAAAAAAAAUUGAGAAGGAGAACUUCUCACCAAACAUAUACAACUACAAUAGAUUUUCUCAUUCUUUGACAAAUUCUUUUACAGAAUCCCAACUUUUGCUCAGCCCAAAUGUCCUUCCUGGUCCAUCAACAAGCUCUUGGUAUUGUCCUGAAUUCUUACCGUCAUUUUUUAAGGAAAAAUCUAUUGCAGUGGAAAGUUCCAAAUUUAUUAGGGUUCUGGAUCUCUCUUCCAUAGAAUUGUUUGCAUUUCCAUCUGAAUUAUUACAACUGGUACGCUUGAGGUACUUAGAAAUUCGGUUCAGGUCUGGUAACCUUCCAGAAUCCAUAUCUGACCUUACAGAACUGCUUACUCUUAUCAUCUCAUCAAAGAAGAAUGUUUUUGUUCACAAGAAUAUAUGGAAGAUGAUAAACUUGAGGCAUCUCUGUAUCAAAACGGGGAAAAAUGUUUUGAAAAUUCUUGAAGAAGAACCUGGUUUUUUAGAAAACUUGCAGACCUUGUCACUAGUGAGCCCUGCUAGGCUGAGUCCUAUUGUCUUGGCUAGAAUUCGCAAUUUGAAGAAGCUAGGUCUUUGUGGACCCUUGACAACAAAGUGCGGAGAGUUCAAACUUCCUGAUCUAGGCCUUCUAAUGCAUCUUGAAAUAUUGAAGUUGUUUAACACAACUGUUUUGUGCAACGCAGGUAGAUUAAGCAAUUCAAUUAUUUUUCCUGAAACUCUCAAGAAGCUUACAGUGUCAAAUACUUGUUUGGAUUGGACCGAAGCUUGGGUGUUCCAAAUGAUUCCUAAGCUUGAAGUUCUCAAAUUGAAAUUUCAUGCCUUUGUUGGUAAAUACUGGGAAACAAGUCCAAAUACAUUCCCUAGUCUCAGACUUCUAAAACUCGAUGAAUUGGAUGUGGAGAAUUGGACAGGUUUUCGUGACCACUUUCCAGUGCUUCAGCGCUUGCAGGUUUGGCGAUGUCCAUGUCUUUUGGAAAUUCCGGAAGACUUUGGUAAUAUUUGCACACUUGAGUGGAUUGAGUUAAGCGGGUGCAACCAUGCUGCAAAAAAUUCUGCCAGGGAGAUUCAGAAAGAGCAAGAGAGAAAUGGUAACGAUUCGCUUAAGAUCCUUCAUCCUUCUCAACCCUGGACUAACAAAUCCCAUACCCAAGAGGGCAGGUCAGCCAGCCGCAGGUUUUUGCUGAAAAACAGGUGACGCCGCUACCCUGCUCCUCCUCUGCCUGGAGGCUUCUUGACAGCAUCUUGCUAACUGUCUUCCUCUGCAUGGUUUUCGAAACAUACAUGCAUUAGACUGCCUAUUCAUAGUUGCUAGUCAGCUAGGUUGUUCUGCCCAUAGUUAUUUCUUUGCCUGUCUCUUGAGCUUGCCAGUGUUUAAUCCUCGAUUAGCCUGGGAGAUUAAUUAUCAAUUAGGCCCUGUACUUCUUCCUUGUUCAAGUCUUUAAUUAUUCAAGUUCGCGGAAGAAAAAAAGCCAGACAGGGAACAUUUUUAAUCUUGCGACUAAUCCAAGACCGAUAACUAGCAUGAUAUGGAACGAAAUCAGAUUCAGUACCACCAGCUUCUUGGAGUAAAAGCAUUACUACAUUACAGGAAUUAAUAAAG
Daucus carota subsp. sativus is the source of this 3216-nucleotide messenger RNA. RefSeq names its product putative late blight resistance protein homolog R1A-10. Gene Ontology annotation, biological process: defense response to other organism. The coding region runs from base 97 to 2811 and encodes 904 amino acids. NCBI's taxonomy places the organism in Eukaryota, Viridiplantae, Streptophyta, Magnoliopsida, Apiales, Apiaceae. The transcript has 2 exons. The record is from RefSeq and is a predicted model, not a curated record. Gene Ontology annotation, molecular function: ADP binding.